AACCACGCCGCCGCCGGCCGGCCACCUUUCUCCAUUCUCCGUCAAUCGUCAUCCUAUCCGAUCCCCAACUAGGCAACUACUCCGUCUCACGCCUCUCCUGUCCCCUCUCGCCGCUCUCGCCCCGCCUCUGCCUCCGCCUCCGCCUCCUCCAUCGCACCCAGCUUUCCUCCCCACCCCACCGCCACUCCUACCCCGCCACGUCGUGUAGUCGCGGCGGCGGAUAUGCAAGCCGCCGCCGCCUUCAACCAGGCAGCCUUCACCGUCCGCUCGCUGCAUCGCCCCCCGAGGCCCCUCCAUCUAGCUGUUGCGGAGGAUGCUUUUGCGGGGAUAAGAGGCGCGCCCCUUACACGGCCCCGGUGCUGCGGGAGCCUCUCUGUCGGCGUCGGCAGCUACGACAGCGAGCACACUCCAGUAUUUCCAAGACAACAAUCAUGGGAUCCCUACAAGCUUCUUGGUGUUGAUCAAGAUGCAUCUGAAGAAGAGGUCCGGAGUGCACGGAAUUUUCUUCUAAAACAAUACGCCGGAUAUGAAGAAAGUGAAGAGGCCAUUGAAGGUGCUUAUGACAAGAUAAUAAUGAAUAGCUACACAGACCGUAAGAAAUCCAAAUUCAAUCUGAAAAGCAAGCUAAAAGAGCAAGUUGAAGGAUCCCCAUCAUGGCUUAAGGCACUGUUUGGAUAUUUUGAGGUGCCAUCACUAGAGAUCAUUUCAAGGAGAUUUGCCUUUUUUGCGUUCUUUGCCGGGUGGAGCAUUGCAACUUCUGCUGAGACUGGGCCUGCCUUUCAGCUUGCGAUGUCACUCGCCUCAUGCAUAUACUUCCUCAAUGAGAAGAUGAAGAAUCUUGUCAGGGCGUCCACCACAGGGUUCGGAAUCUUUGUGGGUGGCUGGAUCUUGGGUUCUCUUCUUGUUCCAGUGAUCCCAGCUUUCGUCAUCCCGCCUACAUGGUCCCUUGAGCUCCUUACUUCGCUGACAGCUUAUGCUUUCAUGUUCGUGGGUUGCACUUUCCUCAAGUGAAACUUAGCAGCAGUUCACCAAGUGGAAAUUCCUGCGGUCAUCACGAAGGAAAUUGCUCUUGCUAACAUCUCCACAGCAGAUCCCAACUUACUGAUAAGCGGCCUGCUUCACAAUUUUUUUUUGUCCGAGAGAGUAUGAUGAUCUUUACGUUAUUGUUGUUGUUGUUACAUGUAUAAUAUAACAUUUUAGCAACCAGACAAUUUCGAUGGAUAUUGAAAAGGGAUACACGUUGGAUUCUUCC
This is a messenger RNA of Zea mays, 1252 nucleotides long. Its product is annotated as dnaJ domain containing protein. The record is from RefSeq and is marked validated. Lineage: Eukaryota; Viridiplantae; Streptophyta; Magnoliopsida; Poales; Poaceae. Gene Ontology annotation, cellular component: chloroplast membrane.